Orbicella faveolata is the source of this 3928-nucleotide messenger RNA. Its product is annotated as MFS-type transporter SLC18B1-like. The record is from RefSeq and is a predicted model, not a curated record. Gene Ontology annotation, molecular function: transmembrane transporter activity. Lineage: Eukaryota; Metazoa; Cnidaria; Anthozoa; Scleractinia; Merulinidae. Gene Ontology annotation, biological process: transmembrane transport.
AUCACCAACCCCUCCCCUCCCCCUCCCCCAUGUCCCUCUCCUUACUAUAAAUACUAAAUAUCAUUGAUAUAACUCCCAACUCAAUAUGUUUCUGACUGGAGGAGAACGUGUCACGUGUCAUGGGUCAAAACUCACUAAUAGGGAAACUUCAACUUGCACGAGAUCAGAGCGUGCUCCUUGAAACCGCGGCAAAUUGUGUGCCAGCCGGUGCCGAGUUCUAGUUUUGAGUUGGGAGGUAUAACUAUUUGGUUCUCUCACACAAUGGCAAGCUUUCGUCUCGUUUCUGUAACCUGGUGACGAGACAACCCCACUUGUGGAAUUUUGAAUGUAAAGAAAAGAAAACAUUUAGUUUAUUUGUUAGAAUCAUAGCAGUGUUAGGAUCAAGCAACGACCGUGUAUAAAACGUGCUCUCAAUAAACUUUAUUUACUCAUAAUAAUCUUAUUUGACUACAGUCUGAACCUUGUGAAAAAAAAAAAAUCCCUUUGUACUCGACGUAUUCAUAAUCUGAAUAAUUAAAAACCGUUGAUUAUCAUAAUCAACAAUAGCCUCCCUCAAAUCAUCUGCCACUUUUUGUGAGGAGGGUAAAAGAAUUUUAAAAAAAAUAAAUAAAUAAUCGAAAUCCUGGUUGCUAUUGGAUAACAAUACGGAACAAUUUUACUCAACCUGUAACAAAAUGUUGUAUUACACAAAGAAGAAUAAUUUAUGUAAAUUUUAGAAUAGUGAUCAGUGGUAAAUACAACAAUAAUCGACUUGAAAUUUAAAUUAAAGACUUUUAUUUAACCAAAUGUAAAUCAAUGUACGUGUGUGUUUGUGUAGGGGUGUUAAAACGGAAAAGAUCUGAGGGAAAUGUUUUUUCAUAACACUUUUUUGCGCUAUGAACACAGAUUUGGGGUAAUUUUAAAAUGAAUAAGGAGCAAAAAGACGAGAUAACAAGUAAUGAAUCUCUCGAAUCCGACACCUUUGACAGACUGCACACGAAAAUGGACGAAAAUAUUGUCGGCGAUCACGAAGUCGGUACAUCAUCAGCACUGGAAAGUCAGCAGCAGAUGUCACAAAGUUUUUCUUGGACUAUCCACAAUGUCGCAAUAUUGGCAUCACUUUGUGUUGUCGUCGUUUUAUCAUUUGCAGCGCUUUCCAUGAUCGCUCCAUUUUAUCCACAUGAGGUAAGUUUUGUUAUUAGAGAGCAAUUCAUAGCAUUUCACAUAGGAUAUGUACCCAAAAUGUUUAUCACGACCUAGCCUGCGGAACAGGCGGAUUAACGGGGCAGAGAGCCAAACGCGAUACACGAGCGCGAAGCGCGAGACGAAAAUAAAUCGAUUAUUUCCGUCUCGAACUUCGCGCUCGUGUAUCGCGUUUCGCUGUCUGCCCGCUAAUCCGCCUGUUCUGCAGGCUAAUCACGACCAAAUUGGUCAUAACCGGAAAAUAAGAUAUUUUGUGGUAAAAUAUGCACAUUUGACGUGCGGAAAAUUCAUCUGUUACAAUACUCUACGGCUCAUAACUGAGACCUACAUGUAGCUAGGAGAACCUGUACUUACGAGUUUAGUUUUACGAACUUUGACUGUAAAAAGACGGCGCAAAUGCAUGUCGACGAAAAAAUAUUUAGAGACCUAAAGCGGGGUUGUUUCUUACAUUUCAAAUCUUCUGCGAAAUGUGAAAAAACACGCUUCAAAAUCCCGUGAAACCAGAAAAUCACACAGCAGAACAAAAUUAAUUUUCUACCGUUUUACCAAAACAUUUAUCGAAAAAAUGAAAGAAUGAUAUUUAAGAGGACUGUUUUAUAAUGACACAUUUCUAGCAAUGACACGUGUUCAGUGAAAAUGAUGUUUUGUCACAGAAAAAUAAACUUCUCAAAUUCUAAAGCUUUAAAAUUGAUUUUACCUUGACCUGUUGUCAUGACAUUUCAAGAAAAAUAACCAGCUGAAAAAUUGCAUAGUUAUGGUUAAAAGGUCGUGUGCUGCCACAAAAAUCGUACAUUUUUUUUUACAAAAUUCAUCAUAGUUUGAUGUCAAAGCAACCGCCCUCUGCAAACUUGACGUAGAAACCAUCUAAACUUAAUUAACACAAAAUCCAAAAAUAGUUAUAGUACAUGGUACGGCUAUCGACUAAGAGGCUUAACUAGGUGUUUUCCAUUCGACCAAAGCGUACAAGCGGUACACAAAGCUCCUGGAAACGUUUCCAAAAUGCGAACUAUUCAACAUGGAAGGCAAAUUCUCCGUAAACGUUUUUGAGAAUUUUAUGAUAUACCUCGUGAGGUUGUCCUCUUUGACAAGAACGUCCAGAAAAUGGUGUGUUCCAUUCUCCACAGCUGAAAACGUCCGGAAACUGAUACUGAUACGUCUUCUUGCUUUAAUUACUUUACUCCAACAGGCAAAAUCUAGAGGAGUAUCUACCUCUGUGGUGGGUCUAGUCUUUGCAACUUAUCCACUCCUGGUCUUCAUUUGUGCUCCUAUCUGUGGACUCCUGAUAGCAAAGUAUGGCCCUAACAGAGUUCUCUAUUUUGGUAUAUUUACUGGCGGGGCAUCUUUGACCCUGUUUGGCUUUGGUGCCUGGAUUUCUAGUACAACGGAAUUCAUCGUCUUAAGUUUCCUGUUGAGGGCGCUUUCCGCAUUGGGAGGAGCUGCCUCUGAAACUUCAGCCAUGUCUAUUGCGAUAGAAGAGUUUCCAGAAAGAUUAGGAAUGGCUUCUGGCUUCAUAGAGACGUUUGUAGGAGUUGGAUUAUCUCUUGGACCAGUCUUUGGAGGAGGUCUCUACACAAUUGGUGGAUUUGAACUUCCGUUCUUCGUAAUUGGUUGUUCCAUGGUCGCUGCUAUCCCCGUAUUAUUAUGUACGCUCUCAAGUCGAUCAGACGAAAGUUCUGAUCAAAGGGAGGCUUUAUAUCCGAUAGUCGAGUCCGUAAAAAUUCCCGCUGUGUCGAUGCUUGCUCUUUGCUUCAUUACAGCCGGAAUGACACAAAAUUACUUCGAACCCAUUUUGGGGCCGAACUUGGAAAAGGUGUUGAACCUCAAUACAGCUCAGAUCGGUCUGAUAUUUCUUGUACCUGCCUUAUUGUAUGCACUUGUCACACCACUUGCGGGAUGGAUAGGAGAUAAAACGCAAUGCUACCGAUGGCUGGCAGUGUCAGGGUUCAUUGGCGCUGGUUUUGGUAGUUUUCUGUUAGGACCUGCUCCCUUUCUCACGUCUUUCCUGCCUACCAAAAGAGUCUGGUUUGUGUGCGUGGCCAUGGCGGUCACUGGUUUUUCAUGGGGAGUUUACUUUGUGCAACUGAUGCCAGAUUUAGUUAUGGUCAUGAGGGAGAACGGAAUGGCAGACAGUUCCUCCACGCGUGGAGUGGUUUCAAGUAUAUUAAGCGGCAUGUAUAACUUGGGGUAUGCCGUUCCGCUCUUUACAACCUGUUUUAAUAUCUAUCAAGAUGUUUUACGUCGCAUUUAUUGGCCAAACAACAAGUGGUGCACUUGUACUAGACACUUAUCACGCGAUAAUCUCCAGUUUAGAGAUACAUUUGUAAGGCUGUUACCAUUUCCUUACCAAAAAUGUAGGGAAUUUCGGCCGGGAAUUUUCGUUUGCGAGUCGAAGAAUGCCGGUUCCAUUUAUGGUUUCAUUUUGCUUAAGGCGCGAGGCCGUGAAAGCCAAAAGGUUGUAGCUGCCCCAAGCGAUGCACAACGGAAGGUCCGGGACAACCUUGUAGAUAUUACAGUUGUUUUCUGUUUUACAAAAUAUUGCUGGGAAUUUUGGUUGGUAUGUAACUGGAACACCGCUUUUCUGUUCAGUUCACGAACCGGAUUUUCCAGAUUUUUUCGUAAAUGGAACGCAACCACAGUAAGCCACAAUGUCCUAAUAGAGAGCAUUGUGCGUGGCACUUUCGAUAUCUGUUCACGUGCUCUGGGACAAUAAAGGAUAAGGAAAUAAAACUAGCCUGUUGAGACACUA